Chara braunii is the source of this 2114-nucleotide messenger RNA. The record is from the annotation of a GenBank genome assembly. Lineage: Eukaryota; Viridiplantae; Streptophyta; Charophyceae; Charales; Characeae.
CCGCCAAUGGCAGUUGGACAAAGUUUGGGGACCUGAUGCGGAGGAAGUAUAGGCUGGGGGAUGGAGGCCAUGAAUAAGGAAGACUUCUCUACCAUUGGGGCGUUCGUGCACGAAUUUAAGAAAAAGGCGAGGAAAGUGCACGGGAUUUCGGAGGAGGCGCAGUGCGCCACAUUUCUGGAAUUGCUUACGGGCUCGGAGGCCGCAGAAUUGACAAAGCACGGGGAAGGGAGUGAGAAGCUCACCUGGGCAACUAUAGACAAAGGAGUGGAAGGAGGGAGCCUCGACCAGGUGGAGCAGCACCAGAUGCGGCUGCAAAGGUGUAAGAGGAAGGAAAGGGAUGCUACCGCAUCGGGGACCCCAGGGGUGAAGAGGAUUGUCUCCGACGUGCUGGCGGCAUUGGGAUAUGACAACGAGGAGGAAAUACAGAAAAGAGGGGUGACUGUGGCGCAAGGCCGGGCGUCAGGGGCAGUGGAUGAGGAGGCUGGGCGCGAAGACAAAGGCGGAGAGGAGACGGGUUCCCAAGCCCUGACUAAGGCCCAGAGGAAGCAGCUCAACUUGCUGCUGGGAGGGCAGGGAUCAGGGAAGGGGCAGGAAGAGGAGGAUGGGGGAGACGACGAAGAGGAUGAGAGGCUCCGCCAGGAAGAGGACCGACGAGCCGAGCAGAGGGCCAAGAAGAGAGGAAUUCAGGGAGAGGCGGAGCCGAGCCUGGGCGAUGGCGCGCCAAAAAGGAAGAAGUACGCGGUCUGGAUGGAGGAGGGUUUUGACGUGGAGCGAAUGGUGGAUAAGCAUCUGGAGAGUCACAAUGACUUGAUGAAUCUGAGAGACAUCUUGGCGUCGGCACCAAGGCUCAGUGGUGAGCUGAAAGGGCGGCUUUCACGAAGGCAUGAGGGGACAAUGAUCCUGGCCCUAUCUGAUCCGGCCUGCGGGAACUACGAGAUCAUCAAGUGCCGGAACACGGGACCCAGAAGUGGGAGGAAUAGGCUCAACCUCGGCUCCUUUACCUUCGAGGAGUCUGAGUACGCGCGGCGAAGACUCCGGGAGGAACAAGAGGAGGGAGGAGCGGGCGAGGUAUUGUCCUUAAGCCUUAACGAUGUGAAUAAGGCGAUGGAGGUGGUGGCGGCGCAUGAUAUGGCGGACCCUGAGGCUAUAAAGGCAUUGAGGGAGCAGGCAGGGCCGUGCCGAAUCAAUGAUGAGAAUGAGGAGGGGUUGAUAACUGGCGAAUCUGGCUCCCUUUCGCCCCAGGAGAGGACCUUGAUGGUGGAGACCAUGAAGAGGAGGCAUUGCGUGUAUGCGUUUAAUGACGACGAGCGUGGGAGUUUGGACGUGGAUAAGAUCCUAAUGAUACGAAUCCAUACCGUCCCACAUGAGCCGUGGAAUCUGAGGGGCGCGCGAUAUCCGAAUCCGGAUGAGGAGAAGAAGGUGGUGGACUACCUGGAUGGAAAAAUGUGGACGUACGUGGCAGACUACUCCAGUGGACCGUAUGCCUCCCCUUGGUUUUGUUUUAUCAAGCCAAAUGGGACGUUACGGUCAAUCACAGUGGAAGAAACAAGGCAAACUCUGAAGUAUAUGGCGAAGGGAAAGUCUCCAGGGGUGGAUGGCCUCACAGUAGAAUUCUACAUGGCAAACUGGGAAACGCUAGGCCGUUCUUUAGUAGAAGUCUACAACGAGGUUCUGACCGACGCCCGUUUGGGUAAAGGCAUGACGCACAACAUUAUUUCAGUUAUGUUCAAGAAAGGAGAUAAAGCGGAGGUAAGGAACUGGCAGCCCAUCUCCCUGCUAAAUGUAUCAUACAAGAUCCUGGCAAAGACGCUGGCCCGGAGGAUAGCCAGAUACUUGCCAAGCUUAAUUGAGAAAGACCAGGGUGCAUUCGUGCAGGGCCGGUCAAUAUUCAAUAAUAUUGUAACGGCCAUUGAGACCCUGGAGAUAGUGCAAAGGGAGGGGUUGGACAUGGGAGUCCUUAUCCCUUUACCUGGAGAAGACCUACGAUAAGGUGGGUUGGGCCUUCACCCUCACCACAUUGAGGAAGAUGGGUUUCAGUCAGGGCUUCUGUGCGUGGGUAAUCGCCAUGUAUACGCUGUCAACCUCGGCGGUCAUAAUAAACGGUCACAUAUCAG